Symbiodinium necroappetens is the source of this 316-nucleotide messenger RNA. The record is from the annotation of a GenBank genome assembly. NCBI's taxonomy places the organism in Eukaryota, Dinophyceae, Suessiales, Symbiodiniaceae.
GAGAGAUUGUGCGCUCAGCUUUGGAGGGGGCAUCCAAGAAGCUGGUGAUGAAAGCUUACUGGAAACUGUCAGAGAGCUUGAGUGGAAUGUCAGUGGAUGGGUUCAAAUCCCUCGUUCACAGGACGGCGAAGCGAAUAGACUGGAUGAUGGAAGUAGGAGCUGAUAGCUGCUCCCUUGAGACCUUUGAUGGGCCAACGCUGCUGGUCUUGGCCAAAGACUGCCCUUCGGAGGAACUGGAGCACCUUAGGACAAUUACUAGCUUGUAUUGCACCAGCCUGAAUGUCGUUGAAGUUCCUGGUGAUCGGCACGGCGUGCU